UGGUUCGUAAAUGCUGACCAUUUUCAAAACGGGAAAGUGUAUCGUAUUACCUGGCUGUAAUUGAAGUGAGAAACCGUUAACAGAGGACGAAUGCUACUCUGUGGACGCCGGUUUGAUUACCAUCAGCAUUGCAUUGCAGUUCGAAAGAAUUAAAAACUCCGGUGGGACGCGCGAUUGGUAAAUUGCUCAUGUUUGCGGGAGAUUAAGGCAGAAGCAACAAAUAGUACUUACGACUUACGUUUUAUGAUAUAUUACAAGCAGUGCCACCGUCAUAUGGUCAGUUGAGGAGACAAGAUGGCAAGAGGCAACCAGAAGGACCGGGACUUGGAGGAGGCUGAAGCGAUGGAAGCGGAAGCGGCACCACGUGUCGGUUGCUGCCGGAGAACGAUGAAGUACAUCGGUGCGUACUGGCGAUCGAUGGUGGUCAUCAUAGCACCGAUGAUUGCCUCGCUAGUGUUCCUGAUCGAUACCUCGCCCGCCUAUCGGUGUAUGUUUGUUGUGCUGACCAUGUCACUGUACUGGGUAACGGAAGCGUUACCCCUACCCGUUACGUCUAUGCUCCCGAUCGUACUGUUCCCUGUGCUCGGUGUGCUGGAAACCGAUCGUACCUGUAUGAUGUACAUGAAGGAAACGAUGCUAAUGUUCAUCGGUGGCAUCAUUAUUGCGCUGGCAGUGGAGUACUGUAAUCUGCACAAGCGUGUCGCCUUGAAGGUGAUCUCCGUGAUCGGAUGUAGCCAGCGGCGGCUUAAUUUCGGACUCACCGUAGUAACGAUGUUCGUGUCGAUGUGGAUCUCAAACACGGCCGCCGUAGCCAUGAUGUGCCCAAUUAUGCAGGCCGUGCUGGAAGAGCUGGAAUCGCAAGGAUUGUGCCAGAUGUACGAACGCAGGAAGAAAACGGGCGAAGAGGAAGGCAUGCUUGGCAAGGAGAAGAUCGACGAUGAUACCCCUCGGCCAACGAAAACGACCCUUUGCUAUUUCCUCGGUGCAGCUUAUGCGUCCACCCUUGGUGGCUGCGGUACGAUCGUGGGCUCCGGUGUGAAUCUUACCUUCAAGGGCAUUUACGAGAGUCGCUUCCCGACGGCACCCGGUAUCGAUUUUCCGAAGUUUAUGUUUUACAACGUUCCCGGUAUGCUGGUGUACACGUUCCUCACCUGGGUUUACCUGCAGUGGCUGUACAUGGGCAUGUUCAGACCAAACAGUCCCGAAGCGAAGGCAGCGGAUAUUGGUGUGGAGGGUGAAGCGGUAGCAAAGCGUGUUAUCGAGACACGGUACAAGGAGCUGGGACCGAUGACGUCGCAUGAGAAGAGUGUUGCAUUUCUGUUCAUCGUUGCAGUAAUACUGUUCUUUACCCGUGAGCCCGGAUUCAUCACCGGUUGGGCGGAUGUGCUGGACAGUGUCAAGAUCAAAGAUGCGACACCGGCCAUGUUUAUUGUGAUAGUGUUGUUCAUGAUUCCCGCCAACUGGCGCUGUUUGAAGUUCUGCCGCAGUAAGCCAGGACGCCUCCCAACCGAAGCAACACCCGGACUGAUCACGUGGAAGUUCAUCAACCAGAAGGUACCGUGGAGUCUAAUCUUCUUGCUCGGCGGUGGGUUCGCGCUGGCGGAAGGUGGACGCGUGUCUGGAAUGUCUGAACUGCUUGGCCAAUCGUUGGCAGGAUUAAAGACACUUCCACCAUUGCUGUUGCUGUUCGUGGUGUGUCUUACGGCACAAACACUGACUGAGUUCACUUCGAAUGUGGCCAUCUGCAACGUAAUCUUACCCGUACUAGCAGAAAUGGCAAUUGCGAUCGAGAUUCACCCCCUGUAUCUAAUGUUCCCGGCAGCGAUGUCUUGCAGCUUUGCGUUCCACAUGCCCGUAGGAACGCCGCCGAAUGCGAUCGUCGCCGGUGUUGGCAACAUUGCGAUCAAGGAUAUGGCUGUGGCCGGUAUUGGACCGUCGAUAUUUACGCUGCUCGUUAUCUGGGCCAGCUUCCCCACGUGGGGUGCGGUCGUUUACCCGGAGCUUGCAUCUUUCCCCGACUGGGCCCGGCCCGUCAUCGCGAAUGCUACGGUUAAUUAAUUUUUGAAAGCAACAGAUAACAGUGACAUAGUUUAGUGUGAAAUGAUUUCUUUUUAUCCUCUCCACGAAUGUGGCAAGAAAGCUCCGGGUGGGAGAUGAAAAACUUCUUCGCGUGUUGUAUCUUCCGUUAGGGAGCGAACAAUUGACUUCACAUACCUGUGGUUUUGGUACGUGCGUUAUUUUUUUAUGUUAGAAUACGUACCAAAACAUGUGUGCCAAAAGUAGUAGCCAAGCUGGUCAAGUGUAGGAAUUAUGGUGUAAAGCGUGGAAAAGCAUUUAUUGGAAAACAAAUAGAAAACUAACUGCCAAAACUGUGUAUGAUUCAGAGAUGCAAAAAAAAUGUGCAGUUUCAUAAAAGCAUUCGGCUAGUGGAGUUUAACUUAACGCGGCUUAACACUUGUGCUUGUAGAUGGAACACAAAGGAGAAAGGAACAAGAUAUAUUUUUUUGUACAGAUUUUUUUUUUCAAUCUACCGCUCUGCCGUGUAUCGGUACUUACAAAAAGGAGGUAAAAAAUUAGAACAGUGCCUAGUGAAAAAGCAUUAACAAUUCGAAUCAGCUGCGCUGGCCGGGAAUCCAUUUUUAAGUUCGAGUCUUCCAGUGUGAAACAAGCAAACAAGGAUCAUACGUUAAAUGCGGUGCGCAGAAUGUGAAACCGGCCCCGGGGGCAGCAGCAAACGAGCGAAUAAUGAGCUACUUAGUGUAAAAUAGUGACUGAGAUGGGACAGAUUUUUUUGUUCUAUCUAAAUACACAAACACACAUAUACACACACACACACACAACUCCCUGGAUGAAGAAGACAUUAGUGUGAUGAACAUUUAGAGAGCUAUGUUUAUUGUUUUGUUUGUCCAUUGUACAACGAUAGGCGCAAAACGCAUAAAAAAGCGACAAAAACUAUGCAAAACGCAACUAGAAAGGCUAGAAAUUAUUAGAGAUAAUAAAUAAAUAUAUGAUUAUUGUUAACGAA
This is a messenger RNA of Anopheles funestus (African malaria mosquito), 3025 nucleotides long. RefSeq names its product protein I'm not dead yet-like. The coding region runs from base 295 to 2058 and encodes 587 amino acids. Gene Ontology annotation, molecular function: citrate transmembrane transporter activity; succinate transmembrane transporter activity. Gene Ontology annotation, biological process: citrate transport; monoatomic anion transmembrane transport. The record is from RefSeq and is a predicted model, not a curated record. NCBI's taxonomy places the organism in Eukaryota, Metazoa, Arthropoda, Insecta, Diptera, Culicidae. Gene Ontology annotation, cellular component: membrane. The transcript has 9 exons.